AGUGAAGGAUAAUGGAGUGUUUGGUAAGUGUAGGCGGCCGGCGGAGCUGCGGGUGACGCGCCGUCGCCGCCCCAGACGCCGCCACACAGCCCGUGGUCACACACACACUCUUGUCUUGCUCUCACACUCUACCACUGCACCUCACCAACAUGUAUUAGUUCCCUCCCCCACUGGACUUCACUUGGAGACUACAGUGUGGCUCCCGUCCCGUUGCCAUGCCAACAUGGAGCCCUUGGAUCUACCUGGAAGAGGGAGAACUGCCAGCCAGGAGGUACUGCAGGAUGCUGCAGUUGUCAGUUCUCCCGGGCUGGGUCGUCCCCAUGACGCCGGCGCCACUCACGACCCGCACCACACUACAACUGUGUCGUCAUCGUCACCAAGACCAGUGUCACCCAUGGCUACCGGAACACCCAAGAGGAAGAAAGGAAAAGCAGAAGCAUGUACACGGGGGACUAAGCGAGUCUCAUCCAGAGCCCAGCCAGCAAGGAAGAGAUUCAUGCCCUCCAAAUAUGAUUCGUCUCUGCCAGUCAACUCUGAUGGAUCCCCACUGGCUAGCACUGAGCCCAGCCCCAGGCCACCAAGCGCCUGCUUGUCCUCUGGUGGUCACUCGCCAUCCCGUAUACAGUUGGAGCAGGUCAAGCACACACUGCAUGAUGUACAGUCAACUACGGGAAGUAGUUAUGCCAAGCAGAGGUCUCCCUCGCUAAGGCCCUCAAGGCCCCCAAACUCGUCAUCCACAGCAAAUAAUCCGUUUGUGUGUAGCGCCAUAGAGAUCCCUACUGUUGUGGGUCUCCUGAGGAAUAUUCUUACCCAGUAUCCCGAUAAUGGUCAGAUAAUCAAGGAACUGGUACAGAACGCUGAAGACGCAGGAGCGACGGAGGUGGAGGUGGUGCACGACACCCGCCGAGUCCAGUGUCCCGGAGCUCACGCUCAUCUUCACACCUUCCUCACGGGACCUGCACUCUGUCUCUACAACAAUGCAACAUUUACUGACGAUGAUUGGCGUGGCAUCCAGAAGUUCAGUGAUAGCGUAAAGAAAAAUGAUCCUCUGAAAGUUGGCCAGUUUGGGUUAGGAUUCAAGUCUGUUUUUCACAUUACUGACUGUGUAACAAUCAUCAGUGGUGAGAAGGUGCUCUUUAUGAGCCCAAGAGAGCAAGAGGACGUAAUGUGCCGCUGGGUUUAUCUGAAAGACUUACCAAACAAAUGUCCUGAGGAGGAAUGUGUACACUUAUGGCUUAGCUAUUUGAGCACACAGCACAUAUCUGAUGGCCACUUUCCUGCUACACUCUUCUGGUUUCCACUGAGACAGAACCCAUCAGAGAUAUCUGACACUCUUUACUCAUAUGAUCAUGUUGUAAGAUUAUUUGAAUCAUUUGGCGUGGAAGCUUCUAUUUGUUUAACAUUUCUUAAGUCUCUGGAGAAAAUAAGCUUGAACAGGUUCACUGAAAAUAAUAAUAUUCCAGAAGUUAUGCACGAAAUAAAGCUCAUCAGCCCAUCCAUGUCUUACAUUCGAGAAAAGAGAAGAAAUUUUAGAGAAAAGCUCAAAGAAUGCCAUGGAUUACCAGAGCAAACAACUACUUGUGAUUACGAGGUCACUGUUCGUAGUGUGAAAGGGAAGAACACUCAAGAGGAGACAAUGCGCAUUCUUCAUUUCCUGCCAGGUUCAAAUGAACACUUUUCAGUAUCGUGGAGAGGCAAGGACAAGAGCAGUCACAUGCCUCUAGUGGGUGUUUCUGCUCCCGUUACUACACAAGAGUCCUCGUGGUCUAGAGGUCAUAUUUUCUGCUUUCUUCCUCUACCUCUAGAAACUGAGAACAAUACGAAUCUUCCCAUUCAGGUCAACGGUUUCUUUGCACUUGAUCAAAACAGAAGACAUGUUAAGUGGGAGACACAAGAGAGCAGCAACGAACCUGAUGUUCUGUGGAAUGAAGAACUGGUGUGUAAAGUUGUAGUUGAGGCGUACUUUACUCUCUUGGGUAAAGUUGUUGAGGAGCUGGGCUCACCACCAAGACCAAGCCACCUGACAACUUGGUACAGUCUCCUGCCAGACAUUGAGUCUUCAACAGGAAGGUGGAGGAAACUUGCCACUCACUUAUGGUCAAGACUAAAAUCUCUCCCUAUUUUGUUCUCAGAGGUAAGUGAAGAUUUAUUGAACUUCAACAUUGUAACAAUGUACAUAAAUGUGUAA
This is a messenger RNA of Procambarus clarkii (red swamp crayfish), 2188 nucleotides long. The record is from RefSeq and is a predicted model, not a curated record. Lineage: Eukaryota; Metazoa; Arthropoda; Malacostraca; Decapoda; Cambaridae.